Molecule: messenger RNA, 285 nt
Organism: Danaus chrysippus (African queen)
Lineage: Eukaryota; Metazoa; Arthropoda; Insecta; Lepidoptera; Nymphalidae
Source: the annotation of a GenBank genome assembly
AUGCUACAAUCGUCAUCUUAUGAUAUACCUAUAACUACAAACGCACCGCGCUCUGUGUACACGACUGUGACGUCUCCCGAACACAGUCUCAGGGUGACAGAGACCAGGCCAGCAUACGAGAUGUUCUCGACAGUCAGUUUAUCAUUAUCGUUAUCAUCGGAGCCUACAGAGAUAACACGCCUGAUGAAUCAUCACUUCAGCCGACUGCUGAGUGACUGCCGGGUGACCUCAUACACCUCCCGCUAUGGAUCGAAAAGCCAUUUCGAGAACAAUGCUCAAUUAUGA